AUGGAGCGGAAGCUUGCAAAUUUCAGGGCUCUGCGACAGGCGAGAGCUUUGAUUCGGGAGGACUUUGCUCUCUCCGAUUCCGAAACAAAUGCGAAAGUGCCUUCAACUAUAACUCCACAGAAUGAGAACGUGUCACAAACGAAUUCCCGGCGAAAGGACUAUUGUGACUGGAUCCUGGACAGCAAGUGGGGAAGAUGGCUGGCCACAAGAAAUCUCCACAACAUCACCCUGCUCAAAGUCUUGCUCUGGGUGGUCCUGUUAGGCUUUUUUGUGGAAUUGGAUUUCGGCUUGCCCUUCUUCGUAGUCUCCCUCUUUUACUGGCUGUACGAGGGACUACGUGACUCUGAUAAACGGGAGCCCGGGGAGAUGAGUGCUUAUUCAGUCUUCAAUCCAGGUUGUCAGGCGUUGCUGGGCACUCUCACCGCAGAGCAGAUGGAGGCAGAGAUGGGCUUCAGAGUUGCAAAUAGAUGA
Nerophis lumbriciformis (worm pipefish) is the source of this 471-nucleotide messenger RNA. The record is from RefSeq and is a predicted model, not a curated record. NCBI's taxonomy places the organism in Eukaryota, Metazoa, Chordata, Actinopteri, Syngnathiformes, Syngnathidae.